This is a messenger RNA of Wickerhamiella sorbophila, 480 nucleotides long. RefSeq names its product Coupling of ubiquitin conjugation to ER degradation protein 1. The record is from RefSeq and is a predicted model, not a curated record. Lineage: Eukaryota; Fungi; Ascomycota; Dipodascomycetes; Dipodascales; Trichomonascaceae. Bases 1 to 480 code for a protein of 159 amino acids. Gene Ontology annotation, molecular function: ubiquitin binding. The transcript has a single exon.
AUGUCCGACACUUCGACUUGGCUGCUGUUGGCAGGUGUGGCGAUGAUUUUCGUCACGGCCAAACUCGUCAUGCAUGUGAAGCCGCCAGCACAGCGCGAUCCUGGUGUUGAGCGAAGGCGCGGGCGCGUUCGUAACGAAAUGGUUGAGAUCGUCGAGGUCAUGCUUCCCCAGGUCCCUCGGGACGUUAUUCUCCAUGACUUGGCGCAGACCCGCAAUGUAGAGCGUACGAUUGAUCGUCUACUGGUUCGUGUCAACCGCAAUGAGUUUGCCGAGCGUCCGCCCUUCCAGGCCAAGCCGGCCGCCAGCAAGGCCAAGGCAGAGACCCUCCUGGAUCGAUACAAUGUGAGUUUAGACGAGCAGGAACAGGCAUUUGCAUCUGGCUGGAAGGAUUCCCGCCAAGAAAGAGAGACUCAGCUGCGGGCUCAGCGCCAAAGCAUGAUUCUCAAGGCCCGCCAGGCGGCGUUGAAGAAAUCAGAGUAG